UUUCAAAUUCAAGGUUAACAGAGGCGGAAACGCGCUUUGAUGCAAAUUUUCCCCCGUUGCUGCUGCGUACGUGAACGCGCUCCGUCGCUGUCAUCAGUACAACAUCAGCAUCUUCCUGGGGGCGCGCAGAAAAACGGGAGGAGGACAGCGAAAGAAAGAAAGAGAACGAGAGGAAGAGGAGACAUACUGGAUAAAAGCUCCAACAAAACCAUGCUGAUGAUAGAGUCGAGGCGGUGGAGGAUGUCGGACAUAGGAGAGCGGACUGUUGAAAUUUGACAGAGGGUUUGUGAGGAAUCCUGUUCUCGAUUUUUUUUAAUGUAUCAUUUCCACAUGCUGCGUGGACAGUGAAGGCGAGCAGAGGAAGGGGAGCACCCCCGGAUGCCUCGGAAGGAAAAAACGUGGUCCACUGCUGGCACUACAGGCAAACUAUACGCAUUUCAACUGACGGAUGGUAAUAAAGGACAUCCUGAAGAUCGCUGUGUACUGAUGGAUGAGGAUGAAAAACAGCUUUAACCCUUCCGCCUGACGACUGUGAAAUAAAGAAAAUCAUUUUUUGAUUGAUUUUUUUUUCCCAUUCAUAGUGUAGCCCGAAGGAAACGAGCCUUAGCAAUGUUGAACCACUGCUCAUGGUAAAUUAUUAAUUAGCGGUAUAGGUAUUUUUUUGAUUCAUUAUUGCUUCGAUGUAGCAUUCCUCCCCAUUCAUUUUUACUAUGUUUAAUCCUGUGAGAUCACACACCUAUUUGUAGGUUACAUUUGCAUUGCGUGGUUAUGUAGGCCCACUUAACAGCCUUUAACAGCCACAUCAAAAUUGCCAAAGCAGGGAGAAUCACAGUGCAGGAAAGCUUUGACACAGAGCACGAAAAAAUAUAUGAUCUGAAAGUGAGGGGUGUUGAGCUGUCUGGGAUUUUUAAAGAUUUACAUUUUUUGCAUGUAAGAGUGUGAAAAGGAGGAGGACGGGGGUGGAAAGAGAGUUAUAGAGAGGAAAAAAUACACCAAACAUGUUGCCUUCCCAAGAAGCAUCCAGGAUAUACCACGACAAUUAUAUGCGCAACUCCCGAGCCAUCGGGGUGCUGUGGGCCAUCUUCACCAUCUGUUUCGCCAUCGUAAACGUGGUGGUGUUCAUCCAGCCCUACUGGAUCGGCGACAGCGUCAACACGCCGCAGGCCGGCUACUUCGGCCUCUUCCACUACUGCGUAGGCACCGGGCCGUCGUCCAGCCGGGAGCUCACCUGCGUGGGCAGCUUCUCCGACUUCAGCUCCAUCCCGUCCGGAGCGUUCAAGGCGGCCUCGGUGUUCGUGCUGCUGUCCAUGGUGCUGAUCCUCAGCUGCAUCGCCUGCAUGGCGCUCUUCUUUUUCUGCAACACCUCCACUGUUUACAAGACCUGCGCCUGGAUGCAGCUGCUGUGCGGAGUGUGCCUGGUGCUGGGUUGCAUGAUCUUCCCUGAUGGAUGGGAUGCUGAGGUGAUCCGGGACAUGUGUGGGGAGCAGACGGGGAAAUACUCUCUGGGCGACUGCUCUGUACGCUGGGCCUAUAUGCUGGCCAUCAUGGGCAUCCUGGAUGCCCUCAUCCUCUCCUUCCUGGCCUUCGUCCUGGGCAACCGACAGACAGACCUUUAUCUUGAUGAUUUGCAGACAGACAAUAAAGAUUUUCCUGUGUCGAGGAUUGAGGUUCGGGACAGAAGAGAGCCACGGUAUGGAGUGCAGCGUCUUCACUGAGAGCAACCAUGGCACUGGACAACUCUCCUCUCCUCUCUUCUUCUCUCCUCUUUUCUCUCUCCUCUUCUCUCUUCUCCUCUCCUCUACAAUGAUCAGGAUAUCACUCAAUCUCAAUGCAGACACCAAGUGUACAGGAUUCUGUAAGAUAAACAACAAAAACAACAACAACAACAACACCACACACUGGGAUAAACUAUAUUUUGAAAAAAAAAUUAUACAAGGUUGUACAGUGCAUUUAACACUCACCUUUCUCAAUGAAUACCUUUAUGAUAAAGAAAAAAGAUUUACUCUAUAUAAAGUCUUGGUUUGUGUUACAAAUUCAAUCCUUAAGAUGAAGAACCAUAAUGUCCAUCUAUUAUUUUGCACUGGUUUAUUUAAAUUCUUGCAGUUUAAUGACUUUGAGUUUGUGUUGUGUACAUUCAUAGCUUCACAAUGCAGAUUAUUGAUACUCUUUGUACAGUGAUAGGAGCAGCUCCAUUGUUACACAUUCACAACACUUCGACAGGGACUUGUAUGGCUCUUCAUCUAAGGACUUGAGAAGUAUGAGGUAGAUAUGAGGAAUUUUAAGGAGUACCCCAUUGCAGCUUUACAGAACCUAACAUCUCUGGGAGAUUCUCUACUGUACAUACUGAACGAUGUAAAUAGCAUUACUGACGAAAACAGCCGACAACAAAACCUCAUCUGACUCUAAUGCAUUCAAGCAUAAUAUUUUUACCCUUGGUUUCAGUGUUGCUCAUGCUGGAAGAGCAUUGGAGUAUGUGCAAAAUCUAUUGUGUUUAGAUGACUCCUCACCUCUGAUUACAUAAACAAUGGGAAUAAAAUGGAUAUCUUCACAGGAUAUUCUACAGAAAAGCAGAGCACUGUGUAUGAACACAAUUCUGACGCAGAAAAAAAGACUUCUCCUGAAUCGACAUGGCCUAAAAACAAGCCCCUUACUGUAGUAUUUCACCCUACACUAUAUAGUGACAAUAUAAAUCACUGAAGUGAAUUGCAGUCCAAGUCAGACUUCAAAAUCUUUUUUUUUUUUUUUUUUUUGCUGAGUUCACUACUUUGUAAAACCCUUUCUCCAGUGUGCAGUUUACGCCAGUUUAUGGUUCCAGAAUACAGUGAUCAGUUUACUCUACAAAUGUCUUAAGAGUGUGUAAACAUGGCUGUUUGAGACAGCCUUCUCUCAGAGGGAAGCCCCAAGUGCUGCACUGUCUCAAGGUGAUGUCACUUACAGUAAAUGCCUCUCAUAGUCAUCAUAAGUGGGACAAAAUCACAGUAAAUAACCUCAAAAUUAAGAUGCAAAAGUCCUUUAAAAAAGUACAAAACUUUUUAAAAACAUUGCCAGCGUAAUAUGAGUAGUGGUCAGUAGCAUAAGCGGUCACUUGGUGUGCUAUCAUUUAAUCCUUGUGAGGGCUAAGGACAUGAUUUCAGAAAUACUUAUUUUAGGAGUCCUCCCAAGACACCACCCACACCUCCUUGGCAAAGUAGCCUAAAAGAUUUAAUAUGCUGGGGCUCAUGCAAGCACAUUUUAAAACUGUACUGUUUUCGAUGAAAUUUGACAUGUUCCACAUCAGAUUCAGCAUAGUUGUAGUAAAUCACACUUUUUUCAACCUGAUGAGUGCCAACUGUUCCUGAGGAGGUGUGCACUCAUGAGAGUGGUUCAUUAGUCUAAUCAGCAACCUGUAAAGUGCUACAUAAGGUACACUGUAGACAGUUUUCACUCACAAAAAUGUCACCAGAUGAAAAAAAUAGAUUUUCAUUCCUUAGAGCUUCAAAUCCUGUUGUUGCUCAUCAAAUUUAACAAACACAUUUAGCAAUUUCAGUAGUUGGAUAUAAUGAGCACAAACAAUUAUAAAAUAUUAGCUGCCAACGAUGUGUCAUCAGAGUAGCGCUGUACUGUGAGGAAUGGUUUGACAUGACAUUAAAUGCUAAAAAACUUCUUACUAAAGUAAAGCAGCCCAUGAUUCAGACGGAAAGGCAAUGUGACAGGAGACUAAUGAGAGAACAUGUCCCCUUCAAGACCUUGAGGCAGCUAAACAAGUAAGCUAGUACUGUUAAGGUUGCCAUGAAAAAUAUGUCAGGCUAUAAAAGUCCCACAAGUUAUAAUAACCUUUCAGCAGACAAAUUCUAACUCCCUGGUCUUGAUUAAAUAAACCUCCAAAUUCCCAUUAGAAAUGCUGAUGACUUGAUCUCAGUGUCCUCGGUGGUAGCUACUGUCUUGAUCAUAGAAAAAGUAGCAUUAUUUAUGUAGCAUUGUUAUCAAUACCACCAAAAUUUCCAUUGCUCCAAACACAGUGUGUCUUGAUGUAGCACUGGAAACAAUGUCAGUAGUGUCUCUGGUUGUUAAAAACACACCGUUGACAUUAAUUAUUGCUGAUACAUUUAUUAUAUGACUUUUAUGAUGUGAUCAUUGCUACACCAGAAACUUAAAAGUUGUCACCUCCAUAGGACGUUUUAAACAGGACAACCCAGAAGUGACACACCUAACUAGUAGUUUGUGUAUCAUGUUUUCAGUCAUAUGAUCAUGUGCUACAUAGAACAAAACGUUGGAACCCACAGCAUAAAUAGGAAAUUACCUUCAAACGCAUUCAUUGGGUUUAUGGCACUGCCAGUGUGAAGUCUGUGUCUCAUCAGUGUACACAUGAGCACAGUUAGGACUUUGAGAAGCUGUAGCCACCUGAUAUGUUUGCAUUAAUAACAGAGAUUGUCAUGAUAUUAGUGACACUGCUCAAAGUAUAACACAAACACGCGAUGAGCUGCAGUUGCACAGUACGACGGAGCAGGCUGCUGUAAUUCAGAGCACCAUGGGACUCUUGUCCCACUCAGAGCAGCACUUCAGGCUGACGUACUGGAAGUGAAUGCACCAAACCUGCGUUAAGUCAUGGCAGGAAUAAGAUUAGCUGUGUAAUAAAAGCACACGGUUAAUUGUUCUCUACAAGUAAUUGGCAUGUUUUGCCCAUGUGGGGGGAAGACAUGGUCAUGCUGUACACACUGAGAAAUAAUUGAAUCCAUGUCACUUAGCAAUUCAGCCACAUGUUCUGUGAGCAAGCUGCAGAUAACAGUUUAUCUAACAGGCAACAUCACAAGAAGAAUACAGUGCAGUGAGGGACUGAUUAUACUGCACCGUAUUUGACUGUAAUCCAUGUGACACUGUUAGGGAUGCACUAUUAACACAUUCAUUGUGGACAAGUCGAAACAUUAAUUUUAAAGUAUCAAACAACACAGCUGUUACAACAUUGGAAGAAUAAAAAACUGAUAAUUUUAGUUUACAUGUUGCACAUGGGUAUGGGUUAAUAAAAGAUACUUAAUUUCUGCCUGACAGGGGCUUGGUAGGGCAUCUUGAAUGGGUUAUUGGUGCAUCCCUAUAUACAUUUAUAUAUAAAAUGAGCAGAUAGCUAGAUGUGCAGUGUUUUUUAGAACGGUAGCUAGCUAACUCUCAGGAAGCUGUGUACACAGUACUGUAUUAAAGGCUCAUUAUGGAAAUGAUCACCACACACAAGUCAGAUGAUGUUCUCACGAUGUAGGCAUCACCCAAAUGAUACCUUACUCCACAGCAUCCCUUGUCGGUAACAUGUACGUUUUGAAUAAAAUAGCACCACUCCUACUGCUGGGUUUUCCAAGCUGGGCCUUUAAGACAAUAUGAAAACAGCCCUUAUGCUGAAUCUAAGGAUGCUGUCCAUGCAGGCUCUGCACAGACCUUGGCCUACAUUGAUCAAUCGUUUUAGAGUAGGAAUACUGGGUCUUCAUAGAAGAAAAGUUACUUUCACUUUAACCUUGAAAUAACUGUGCAAGUAUUUGAAAAAAAUAUGAUAAAAGAACUAUAAACAGUAUUUAAAGACCUGAUUCAUUUGGUAAUGCAAGAAUUAUGUUUUUGCUUUUGAUAUGUCUGUUAUUAUUUGAGAAAAUCAGUGCAUUGGCUGAGACAUCAGCAUGAUAUUUUUUUUGUGUGUGUAUCUAAAGUUUGCAUAAAACAGGUGGUAAUGUCAUUCAUGCAGUACAUGUUGUGAUUUAGACAUCUAUAGCGUGUAUUUCUCAUUUGGGAAUACUUUCACGGGCCCAGGACAUAUUGUACGGCAAAAUAACAAAGAAAAAAGCCCUGAGGCCAAAGUGGUCAUGUCAGGCUUCCAAGCAUCCUUACCUGUGUGAUCAUUGGUCUGGUCUCCUCUGCGGGUACUCUGUUCCUGAGGACUUGACGAUGAACUGAAAAAUACCUUAACAAAGAACUGACAAUACCUUAACCCUGAUGAGCACAUAUUUGUACCACUACAGGUGCCUCUAAGAACUCUUGAUUUAAUUCAGAUGUGGUGCAGAACCAGCAAAACAAGUAGUGACACUGUAGUUUUUUCUACUAAAGACUACAUACUUUGAGUGAGCUCUGAAGUUACAUAGGUUUUACUGCAGAUUUGAGGUCAAUUCACUUUCAAGUCAAACUAAAAUAUUUAGGAAUAGUUUACCCCAGUUAUUUAAAUUAAUCUGGGGAAACAUUUUGAUAUUCAGAAGGGAAAAAAAAAACAACAGUCGACUUUCUUUUAUUUUCAGUUUGUGAUUGGACUCCAAAGCUGAAUUCACCUCAGUCUUGAAUUGAAUCAUCUAAAGAUGUGAAAAAGAAUGAAAAACUAAUUGAAGGACAGGAAGUCACUGAGAAGUCAUUUCCAGUCUCUAGCAGCAAACAUGAUGUUUGCUGUCUAUGUAAAUGUCAUUGAAAUGUCAAUGAUUUCAUUAUCAUUUUUAAUCAUGCAAUAUCAUGUAUAAAGGCGUAAUGUUAGGGGUGGGUCGGCUCAGGGGGCCAAAGAUGAAAACUGUCCGGUGACUUAUGUUAUGAUAAUAGUUGAUUUUCUGUUAACUCCUGAAAUGCAGAUGUUGCCAAAUACCAUCAACUAUCAUGUGUUAAAAGCAAAAUAAUCAGUUUUUGUUUUGUAUAACAAAAGAAUGAUAUACUGAUAUUUGUCAAGUACUUCUGAUGAAAUUUUUGUUUUAUGUUAAUUACAGAAUCUUUCUUUUCUGUUAUAAAUUACUUUCUAUGUAUUUGGUACGAUGUAUGAUGAUUGUUGUUCUGUCAUGCCAGAUUUAACAUCUUCAGAUUCAAUUUUGACUCACUAAUGGAUGACUGCUUGUUGAAAUCUCAACAUACAAAAAUGUAUGAAAGUCUGUUUAUAAAGUUGAUUGAUUGUGGACAAGUGGACACAGUCUGGGAGAGGCCUGUUGCUUUUCAUGGAUUUUGAUGAUGUGUUGAUUUUGAUUUGACAAUUGGGCCUAAUUAAUUCCUAUUUGUGAAUAGUAUUCCAAAUCACCAUGAUGAAAAUUUCUGUUAUUAAAACACAUUUUGAGA
Monopterus albus (swamp eel) is the source of this 7032-nucleotide messenger RNA. RefSeq names its product lipoma HMGIC fusion partner-like 4 protein. The transcript is spliced from 4 exons. The coding region runs from base 999 to 1715 and encodes 238 amino acids. Gene Ontology annotation, biological process: gamma-aminobutyric acid receptor clustering; sensory perception of sound. NCBI's taxonomy places the organism in Eukaryota, Metazoa, Chordata, Actinopteri, Synbranchiformes, Synbranchidae. Gene Ontology annotation, cellular component: postsynaptic membrane; inhibitory synapse; plasma membrane. Gene Ontology annotation, molecular function: GABA receptor binding. The record is from RefSeq and is a predicted model, not a curated record.